AUGCCCCAUCCACCGCUGCGGAAGCGACCCGUGAGUGCCUGGGCUAGGAGCGUGGCCACCGCCGUCCCGCCGGAGGCUUUCAGUAGGACCUCCGCGGUGAGACCAGUCUCGACCAGCAUCUCGGGCGAUGGUGCGAGCGGUGUGGGGGUAGCCCCUUCCCUGGGGACUCACGACACGGAUUUCCUCCCGCAGGAGAAGGUGAUGCUGGGGAAGGGUGAAAAGCUGCUGCGGCUGGAGAAGGAAAUCGGCCGCCUUUCUGGUUUAGAAACAGAAUCACAGCAGAAAGAUGCAGUGAUAAGAGAUCUGCAGGAUGAGAUUGCAGCGAUGGCAAAGACCCUGGCUCAGGCGGCAGCGAGGAACGAGGUAGAGCUGACCCAGAAGCUGCUCACCUUCGACCGAGAGCUGGGAGCCAAAACAGAGGAGAUCAAGGCCUUGAGGGAACAGAUCAGCAACCUGCAGAAAGGCUCGAGCCAGGUUUUCAGCCAUUCUCUCUAUGAAAGAGACCGGGAGAUUGGAAGGCUGCGAAAAGAAAGCGAGAAGUUGAAAAGGGACCAUGCUUUGGCCGCAGGUCUAGUGACCAGCCUGCAAAGGGAGAUUGCCGGGAAGGAGCAGAAAAUGCAGCAACUCAAGCAAGAUGUUGAAAAAAUAAAGAAGGAAAACAGAGAAAAGGACAAUCAGCUAGCAGUCGUGUCUGCCAAGUGCUCUAGAAUUAAAGAGGAAAUGAAGCAUGAACUUGGAGAGCAAGAAGUAAUUGCGUGCCGAAAUCGCAUCGGGGAGCUGGAACGCAACCUGGAGGGGCUGCAGGGAGAAGUCCAGAAGUAUUGCAUCGAGCAGGAGAGCAUCCGAAACCAGCUGGCUGAGAAAGCCAAGGCUGAGGAGGAGCUGAAAGAAGCCUGUGCCAGGCAAGCGCUGCAGCUGCAGGAGAUGGGGCGCAGGGAGCGCCUGCUGAGAGCCGACCUGGGGCGGGCCAAGGAGCAGCUGGAGUCCUUCAAAACCGAAGUGAUGCGAGUCUGUUCUCCAGCAGCAGCAGGCGUUGCAGGGAAAGCUGUAACGGAGCAGCAGGUGGUAGAGAAGGUCAGGCAGAUCUCCAAUGAGAACCAACGAAGUCAUGAAAGAGAGAAGUGUCUGCAGGAGGAAUUAAGCUCCAGGCUCUCCAAGGAAAAGGAGGUGUCUGCAAAUGUUGAGGUGUUCAAGAAAUCCCUGUGGGAGCUCCAGGCUUGCCUGAGGAGCUCCUGCAGCAGUGACAGCCUGCGAGGGGAGCUGGGGAGGCUGGAGGCGGUGUGCCUGGACCCCUCCGUCUCGGCCAUCGCCGCCGCAGUGGUGGAAAUGGCACGUGUCCCCCUGUCCUGGCUGGAGGGCGUGGAGCAGCUCCUGGCCAGCGUGGGGAUGGACCUGCGCACCUCCGGCAAAGGGUUGUUGGCUGCUCUCGGGGGACUGUUGGAAAACAGUCAGGAAACUGCACAGAGGAAUCAGAUGUUACAGGCCCAAUUAGAGAGGGUCCAGGAGUCGCAGGCAGCUUUGCUGCAGGAGCACGUGAAGGAGCUGGAAGCGAAACACGAGCAAGACCUGCAGAUAAAAAUCAAGGAAAUUAUAUUGGAAAAAGACAAGGAGAACAAAGAGAACUCCUUUUCGGUCUGUUUUGGCUGGAAAAGUAUAUCCCCUGUGGAGCGGGGGGGCGGCUGCCUGGCAGGGUCUUGCUGGGUCACCUUCAGUCCCAGGGAAGCCCAGGUCAUGGAGCCGAUGGCGCUGGUGCAGGACGUAGUGUCAAUUCUGGAGAGUGCUGUCGCCGAGGAGAAGGACAAGUGCAAGCAAUCCAUGGAGGAAGAAAAGAAGAAGAUCCAAGACCUGGAGAGCCACCUGAGAAGCAUGACUGAGAUGGCGUUACAGCAGCGGGUGCUCAUGCGAGACGAGCAGCUCAAGACCAUUCGGGAGGAGAAUGAGUUACAGAGACAGAAACUGCAGGAAGAAAUAGCGGAAUAUAAAGAGCAAAGCAAGCAGCAUUCUCUGACAAUUGUGGCUUUAGAGGACAGGUUGCUGGAGGCCGAGCAGCAGCGGAAGACACUGGAGGAGGAAAAUGCAGCACUUGUGGAGAAAAUGGAAGGGUUUCGGGGUGAUGCCCACAAGUCGACAUCGGGAGCUUGGCUGGAGGUUUCUCCUGCCGCAGAGUCCCACAGUUGUCUGAGGAAAUUCAGAGAGGAGCUGGCAGCGGCGCAGAGCGUGCUCCUGUCCAAGGAGGCCAUCAUCGCCGGACUAACCAAAGAGCUCACGGAAACCAGAGCCAGGAUGUCAGACAUGAGAGGGGAGCUGAGCGAGGAGCAGAAGGUGGAACUGGAGCAGAACCUGAGCCGGGUGAAAUGCCAAGAACGGGAACUGAACCUGCUCAGAGAGAAGCUAUCCCAGAUGUCCAGCCUCGUGGAGAAGAAGGAUCAAGCCCUGAAAGCAGCAGCUGAAGAGUUAAGGCAAGCCCAAGCCGACUGUCAGGCGCUGAAGGAUGCCUCCCGAGAAACGAUGGAAAAGCCGGAGGAUGCUCCUGGGACGCCAGUGCCGGCGAGUGAAGCAUCUGAGAGGGUCAGUCUGCACAGAGGCUGCCGAGGUCUGGGUUUGCUGACAGUAUCGAUCACGCACACGGUGUUUCUCAGCAUCGUGGUGAAACCUGGCUAUGCCCAGCCAAGCCUCGGAUGCAGGCUGGGCAAGAACCGGCUGGGCGGCUUCUUCCAGGAGCCGGCGCUGGACUUGGCCGACCUCGGCGCGAAAUGCCGAGGCCUCAGGCACGAGGAAACGAUCCAGCGCCAAAAAGAAGGCUUGGCCGAGCUCCGGGAGAGAAUAAAGAUGCUGGAGAAGAGACAGCCCUCAGCUGUUGUGAAGAUGGGUUCGGAGCCGCUGGUGGUCCUGACGAAAGACUUACCAGAGAAAAUGGUCGAGAAAACAGGUCUUGAGAAGGAAGCUGCACCCGUGUUGGGAACAAAACUGAAGGCCGGUGAGGUUCCCGGCCAUGUUCCUAAUGGGGGCUCGCACGGGGCCACUGAUGGGGCAGCGAGCUCGGAGAUGGCUGAUGUGACUGACCUCGGCGAGAAGAUGUACCUUGAUGUAAUUCGUGCUUUGGGAAGCCUGAUGAAGGUGAAGGAGCUGUCAGGAAUGCAGUCUCUGAAGCACCUUCCUCAGGAGAAGAGGGAAAAAGUGGGACUGCAGAGACGGAAGGACCUGGAGCUGCUGUACGAUAAGAUCAGGAACCUCAAGAGUCGCCUGGAAAGAAAAGAAGAAAUGCUGAAAGAUUACGAGGCCAGCGUGGAGCAGCUCAGGCUGAACCAAGCAUCCCUGCGAAGGUGCCAGGAGGAGAUGUCCAAACUAGAAGAUGAAGCCUACAGGGAGGCAGAAGAGAAGGCUCUGCUGAAAGAGGCUCUGGAGAGGACGCAGCUCCAGUUGAGCCAGGAGAAGAGGCUGCUGCGAGCGGCCAAACUGCACAAGGUGAGAACACGGGAGCAG
Fulmarus glacialis (Northern fulmar) is the source of this 3483-nucleotide messenger RNA. It is a transcript of the gene FHAD1, whose product is annotated as forkhead-associated (FHA) phosphopeptide binding domain 1. The annotation marks the transcript as partial. The transcript is spliced from 25 exons. The record is from RefSeq and is a predicted model, not a curated record. Lineage: Eukaryota; Metazoa; Chordata; Aves; Procellariiformes; Procellariidae.